Molecule: messenger RNA, 519 nt
Organism: Prorocentrum cordatum
Lineage: Eukaryota; Dinophyceae; Prorocentrales; Prorocentraceae
Source: the annotation of a GenBank genome assembly
AGAACAUGUCGGCUCAGACGCCAGCCUUGGCGCCAACCGUACGUAUCCAUAUACCAUACUUGUCCAGUGAUAUUCUCAGAACCCGGCAUGCGCCGUGGGGCCUCGCUGCCUGGGGUCGGCGGAUCCUGCUGGUCUUCACCAGUAGUGGCGACGCGUACUCCAGGCAUUCCACCAGUCUGCGCACUGCAAGUCUAGACAAGACCGAGCACACCGAUGGCAGCAGGAGAACCUCUGCAGCGCUGAGACAGCUCGCCAGGUAUAUUCGUUCAAAUUCCACUGGCGGAGAGAAGGAGAACUCCACGCAGGAGAAGGCGUACUGGGCAGCACUGUCCGAUAGAACUGACGACCACCUGGAGUGCGACCUGUGCGGUGGGAAGCAGCAGUGGCUGCUGGUGUUUGCCAAGAGCCGGGAACUUUCGAAGCCCGCCGUGGACAUCCUCAACGCCCUCCCAGGGUACCACCUCAAGAGCGCACAGCGCUCCCGCAGCGCGGUGGAGACCCUGCGCGAGCUGCACCAGG